Messenger RNA from Medicago truncatula (barrel medic), 1989 nucleotides. RefSeq lists its product as uncharacterized. Gene Ontology annotation, biological process: cytoplasmic stress granule assembly. Gene Ontology annotation, cellular component: cytoplasmic stress granule. Bases 111 to 1577 code for a protein of 488 amino acids. The record is from RefSeq and is a predicted model, not a curated record. Lineage: Eukaryota; Viridiplantae; Streptophyta; Magnoliopsida; Fabales; Fabaceae. The transcript is spliced from 11 exons. Gene Ontology annotation, molecular function: mRNA binding.
GGUUGGAGAAAGAACACAACCCAAGAUCAAGAAUAAUAACAAUACCAACAUAACCAUUCUCGUUUCUGCAUCUUUCAGAUCUCUUCAUUCAAUCAAUCAUCAAUUUUGAGAUGGGUUACAGAAAAAAGAACUUGUUGAAAGAGGAUCACACCAUUUCUUCAAAUUGUAAUAAAUCAUUGAGUGAAGCAAUGCUUGCAAUCACUAUGAGUAUCAUUGGUUUACCUGUUGAUGUUCAUGUUAAAGAUGGUUCUGUUUAUUCUGGAAUCUUCUUCACUGCUUCUACUGAAUCAAAUUUCGGGGUUGUUUUGAAGCAAGCAAGGAUGACCAAGAAGGGAAGGGGCCACAGUAAUGUUGGAAACGAGACUUUGGUAGAUACACUAGUGGUUCUAUCAGAUGAUCUUGUGCAAGUUGUUGCUAAGGGAAUAACGCUUCCUGCGGAUGGUGUUGGUGGAAAUAUAACUGGUGAUUAUGAAGAAGCAGUUACGCACGAGGUUUGUUCUGCUGAGAGUCGUUCGAUAGAUGCAGAACAGGUUAAUCAAUCGAGACAAGCUGGAGAUAAAAACUCCAACGGGAAACCUGAUGACUGCAAGCAGAAGUUUGAAUUUAACAAAAACAAAGAUGAAAAGAUUCAAAGCCUUCAUUCCGGCCAUGAAAUUGAUGCAUGUCUUGGCCGUGUUGAAGCUGAUAAAGCCAAUGAUCAGGGUAGUGAAAGGUCUACUUCACCGGAUUCUACUUCUACACAUUCCACCCUAAGUGAAGAUCUCAAUGAGGUAUCACAUAAUUCUCCAGCAAAAUUCAUUGAAAAAUCUGCUCCAAGGGGUACAGAUUGUACCAGAAAUGCCAAGGAAUUUAAGCUCAACCCAGCUGCCAAAAUUUUCUCCCCGUCUUUUGUCCAUCCUAAUUCAGCAACUUCAACCGUGCCAACAACUGCAAACAUGGUUUACGUGCCAAAUAGCUCUCCACCUGCAAACAUGGUUUACCUGCCAAAUAGCUCUCCACCUGCAAACAUGGUUUACUUGCCAAAUAGUUCUCCUCCAUUACCUGUUGCAACUAUUCAACAAGAAGCUGGAUUCAAUAACUUUGCUUCUCGACCUUCUGUGCCAGUUAAGGCUUCACAGUAUGGUAAUUUGACGGUUGGAAAUCCUGGCAGUGGUUCUCAAUUUACACAACCUAUUGUUGGCCAACUGACAAGGACACAACCUCUCCAGUAUGCUGCACAUUACACUCCUGUUUUAUCUGAACCUGCUUAUUUGCAAACAACAAGCUCUCCUGCGGUUAUGGUUGGACGAUCCACCCAGUUAGUCUAUGUUCAGCAAGUUUCCCACGAUAUGGUUCAUGGUGUAACGGCUCCAUUCUCAACUCGUCCCCCGUUGAAUCACGUACAAUUUCAAAAGCAUCAAGGAGGAACACAUGGUCAAGCAAUACCAGUUGUUAUCCCCCCAUCUGUCAUAACAAGCUUGCAACAACAACCCUAUGAAGUUCAAAGCCACAUUCCAAUUUUGCAACCUGGCUUUUCGGCUCCUAGAGCUAUUUCAGUCCCAGGACCAAAUGGUUUCUAUGGCACUAAGUUUUCAUGAAACGUUCGUUCAAAUUCUUCUGUUUUAUCGCUUUCUCCGAGUUAAAGAUCAGUCUCUAUUUCCAUUUUUUAAUUGAUAUCAAAAUUUUGUUUUGUUUCAUAUCAUUUAUUUCCUUCCUGUGAGAAGUGUAUAGUAGCUUUGUGCUGGCUCUCCAUAGAAAUUUUAGGGUUAUAUUAUUUUAGAAGAAAUUUUUUGCGAGUCCUCAUGUGAAGAUAAGGUACUAAGGUUCAAUUCUUGUCUUGGGAAUUGAAGAAAGAUUUUUUCUUUUAGGAUUGAUAUUGUACGUUUGGCAAUUGCACUUGAAUGGGUUGGAUAUAAACUCCAGACUAAUUAAAGAGAUGGAAAAUUGGUGUGACAUUCAAAUUUCAAUGUUUAUUUUGGACCUUAUAUAAUGAAAUUUUUGUUUAUGGUA